AUGGGUCAAACACUAUCUUUUCCUGCGACGGACAAGAGUACGGAGCAAGGAGGAAACCAUAUAUUUCACUAUGGUGUAUCUGAGAUGCAGGGAUGGAGGUAUUCUAUGGAGGACGUUCAUACUGUCGUGUUGAAUCUCGAUGAGGGGCGAUCAGAAUCUAACGCAUUCUUCGCCGUCUACGAUGGCCAUGGCGGUGGCGGUGCAUCCAAAUAUGCGGGAGAACAUGUGCACAAACGAUUGAUAGACACUGAAGCAUAUCAAAGGGGAGAUUAUCGGGCGGCAUUGAAGACCGCUUUCCUCAAGACGGACGAGGACAUGCGAACCGACCCAACAUUCAAACGGGACGGUUCGGGCUGUACCGCAGUCGCUGCGCUCGCGACAACCGACGGCAGGGUCUACGUUGCGAAUGCCGGAGACUCGAGGUCUGUGCUUAGUGUGAAAGGCGGGGCCGAACAGCUUAGUUUCGAUCACAAGCCGACUAAUGAACCCGAGAAGAAUCGUAUCACUGCCGCGGGCGGGUACGUGUCCUAUGGGCGAGUAAAUGGGAACUUGGCUUUGGCGCGGGCGCUGGGUGAUUUCGACUACAAGAAGAAUGAUUCGUUAUCGGCCGAAGCACAAAUUAUCACUGGCGACCCAGAGAUUAUCGAACACGAUGUCACUGAAGAAGAUGAAUUCUUCAUCGUUGCCUGCGAUGGUAUCUGGGAUUGUUUGACUUCUCAGCAGGCAGUCAACGUCGUCCGCAUACUUGUCUCUCAGGGCAAGCAGCUGACUGAGAUCUGCGAAGAAAUUUGUGAUCUAUGCAUGGCCCCCGAUACCCAAGGUGGCAACGGCAUUGGCUGCGACAACAUGACGCUCAUGAUUGUAGCCAUCCUACAUGGUCGUACUGUUCAGGAGUGGGCAGAUUGGAUCACUGACCGAGUCAAGGAAAACUACGGCUAUCCCACACCUCACGAAGUUCCUCAGCUCUAUUCGCAGUCUAGGAUCAACUCUUUCAAGGCAAGGAAGGCGUCCCACGACGAACUCAUGAGGAGGCGACGAGAGAGCGGGAACAAGGCAAAUAUGGAUGACUUUGACGAGGUGGAAGCAGGCGCUGCAUUUCGGGCGUUGGCACACCGCGUCCUCGGAGGUACCGGCGGCAUGACGUUCAAUUCGAUCAACAAUGCGGAGCCCCUGAUGUUCGACAACGAGAAUGAGGACGAUGAGGAUUCAUAUGUCGAGACCCCGACCGGCCCGUCGCUCCAUGCCGAGGACAACGAGUUUACGUCUGUCAUUUUCGGCAAGCGUGACGAGACAAAAAGCCUAAAGGAGCAGCUUGAUGAGCUGGAGAUGGACGGGGAUUUGGAUGGGGAUAGGGAUGUGUCAUCCGAUGACACUCAUUCCUCCUCAAGCAAGCUCCAGGGCGAGGCGCCGCCAUCUCCUGCACCCACGACGAACGGCGAUGCCCACCCGAAGGAGUCGAGUCCGAAACCACAAGGAGACGCUCCGAGCGGAGCGGUGAAGGCAGAAGGCUUGCUAGAUACGAGCGAAAGUCCGUUUAAUGUUUGA
This is a messenger RNA of Laetiporus sulphureus 93-53, 1545 nucleotides long. RefSeq names its product PP2C-domain-containing protein. Gene Ontology annotation, molecular function: cation binding; protein serine/threonine phosphatase activity. Lineage: Eukaryota; Fungi; Basidiomycota; Agaricomycetes; Polyporales; Laetiporaceae. Gene Ontology annotation, biological process: protein dephosphorylation. Bases 1 to 1545 code for a protein of 514 amino acids. The transcript is spliced from 10 exons. The record is from RefSeq and is a predicted model, not a curated record.